UCUGACUAUGACGGCUAUACAUAAUAUCAUUGCACGUUCACAAGAUAUACCUUAGGGACUUGCUCGCGUUCCUUCCUGAUAACUACUGCACGCUCGAAAUCCCCUUGAAUCAGUCCAAAGGCUCCGUAUCAUGUCGGCGGAGACAAAGAAAUCUGUUUUGACUACUGCUCAAGAAGAACGAAAAUGGAACCAUCUGGGCAUGUUAAUGGAGAGGUUUCACAAUCACUUCAAGGUCGAAUUCAACGCAAUCUAUGAGAUGGCAGACGGUUCUUUCGCCAGGAGAGGAUUGUCGUUAGGACUGUAUCUCCGGCAAGCAGAGGAAUUGCGACGAUACCUCACAACGCACCAUACCAUUGAGGAACGACAUGUCUUCCCGGUGCUAGCGAAACGGAUGUCGUCGUUCAGCAACGACGAAGUGCACAUCAAAUCCCAUCAUGCUAUUCAUGAAGGGCUCAACAAACUUGGUGAGAUUAUUCAUAAGUGGAAAGCGGAUCCGUCAACGUAUUCUCCUCAAGAGAUGAGGGACUGUUUGGACAGUUGGCGCGAGGUGCUGUUCAAACAUCUGGAUGAGGAGGUUGAGGAUCUGUCGGGAGACAACAUGAAGAAGUAUUGGACCUUGGAAGAAAUGGAUCUGUUACCGAUGUAACUUUAGCAUGAUCGUUAUGCAACGUAUAUAUAGCGUACCGUAUCUUUCCGUGAUAUUGCCCCAGAGUCCAGACACACUUCUGCUAUCGGUCCUGGCCGGGAGGAGAUGUGCCUAUUCAUAGCCGACACUGAUCGCGGUAGAAGCUUGAUUGUUUCUGUUGGAGAGAGAGAGGUCAACAAAUAUAACCAAGUCAUUUCUGCUGUUCUGGGUGG
This is a messenger RNA of Somion occarium, 858 nucleotides long. The record is from the annotation of a GenBank genome assembly. NCBI's taxonomy places the organism in Eukaryota, Fungi, Basidiomycota, Agaricomycetes, Polyporales, Cerrenaceae.